Messenger RNA from Notolabrus celidotus (New Zealand spotty), 1216 nucleotides. RefSeq names its product scavenger receptor class B member 1-like. The coding region runs from base 83 to 433 and encodes 116 amino acids. Gene Ontology annotation, biological process: cholesterol efflux; cholesterol import; recognition of apoptotic cell. The transcript is spliced from 6 exons. Gene Ontology annotation, cellular component: cytoplasm; caveola. Gene Ontology annotation, molecular function: lipid binding; low-density lipoprotein particle binding; scavenger receptor activity. NCBI's taxonomy places the organism in Eukaryota, Metazoa, Chordata, Actinopteri, Labriformes, Labridae. The record is from RefSeq and is a predicted model, not a curated record.
UCUUCUGAGAGCUCUUUAUGUCUCUUUACAGCAAACAGGCGUCCCACUGAACGUGUCCAUCCGUCUGCAGCUCAACCUCUACAUGAAGAAAGUAUCAGCCAUUACACAAACUGGAAAGAUUUCAGAUGUGGUGAUGCCGAUGAUCUGGUUUCAGGAGAGCGGUUACAUAGACGGCCCAAUCCUCUCCACGUUCUACACCAACCUGGUGGUGCUCCCCGCCGUGAUGGAGUACAUGCAGUACGGAUUCAUCGCCCUCGGCCUCCUCACGAUACUCAUCGCCUCCCUGGUGCAUCACAAAGCGAGGGUGACUCGUGUAACGGUCUUGUAUAGACGCCAAGGGUCACUUAGCGGGGCGUCUGAAAAACAGCAGAUUAAAGACUCUCUUGACCACGAAACAAAGGAGAAAUGUUUCAUAAAGAACUCAGAAAACUAAACAGGAAGGAGUCAACGAUGGAAACAAGAGCACGACUGACGAAAAAGACCCUCUACUACAAGAUGAUACAGACUGAAACAUGCAUACCUGCACACACACAUCACACACACACUCACACACACACAGCUGGUGUUGUGGACCCACCGAUGCCCGACGUUGUUUUAGGACUUGGACUGGAACCCGGUCUCACGGUGCUCACCUCGCUCUCCUUGCUCUGCCUCUGGUGGAGCGUCGUCACAUUUUACUGUACUGUAGAGUUUAUGAAACCCUCACCUGAAGAAUCACAUAUUUAAAAGGUGUUUUUGUGGAGGUUGUACGGGUCGAGACUUUAUUUGUCUCUCCAGGCGGAGCCGGUGAAGACGCUCCGUCUCUUAGAACUACUUUUUUGUACAGAUAUGCCAAAGCACCCCCGCCGCUGCGCCGCCUGCUGUCAGGCGGGUCCGUUUGUCCGUGUUUAUUUCGCUCUGCUGUGUUCGAGGAUAGCCGUCUUUUCUCCGUACCUUCAUCAGGAUCAGUAUUAGACUUUCACAAGGGAACCUGAAGAGCUGCGAAGCUCGUCUGUGACUGCCAUGUGUACUGUACUGUCAAAUCAAAGUGCCUUUCCUGAAGGGGGAACAUUUCUCAGGAUCCAGAGCCAAGCAGAGCAGACGCACUCCUCUUUGUAAACUACUGCCCUCUGUAAAGUGUGAAUGUUCUGUAUGAAAUGGACGUGACUGAAUUCUUUUCUUGUUAAAUGAGGAAAACUUGGAAGUGAUAAAUAAAUGUGCCUUUAUUUGAAAUGAC